AGAAACAUCGGCAAAAGAUCUCUCUGCGGUUGCUCUUGAGGCCCAAAAAAACGUUCAGGGACUUGAGGCAAGUUAUCCUCGCAUGUCAGAAACCCUCGCACGGCUCAACAGCGAAUGUAUUGAAACAGAGAGCGAAAUGAAGGCUCUUUGUGGAAAGAUGACGGUGAAUGUUUGCGGGAAUAAGCUUAGGACUCUAGAAUCGAGUACUCGAGCUUCGUUUCGAGCUCUCUUGUCUGAGAAACAGGUAGAGGAAUGGCGCAAAAAACUCGACAGAAUCCGUACUCAAGUCACCAUGAAUGUCUUGAUGUGCCUUUGGGAUGAGGCCAAGGAGACGCGUGAACGAACAGAGGGCAUUAAUGGGGGGAUGAAAUCUUUGGUUGAACUCGUGUGCCGGAUUGAAACCACAAUGAAUCUGUUGCAAGAUGACUUGCGGGGAAUAUCAACUGGUGGGAAUCUGGAAGGCACUACGAGACAGGCGAGGAUUGCUGAUGCAGUUUGGGCGUCAAGUGGGCUCAUUGACCUGCCUGAUCAGAAUCAGUAUCAAAAGGCUACCCCAUCUCCCAUCGCAACAGACCAGAAAACUAUGUGCACAAAGAUUCUGGCCAGUCUUCGGUUUGAAGGUAUGACCGACCGAGGGGAAAGAAUUGCACCCGCCUAUCCAGAUACAUUCAAGUGGCUCUUCAACGAUGAACAAGAUGUUAGCCUAGGUAAGAACUUUAGGCAGUGGCUGCAAUCAGAGAACAAGGAGAUUUUCUGGAUCACAGGCAAACCGGCGUCAGGCAAGAGCACAUUGAUGAAAUUCAUCUCCACCCACCAAUGUCUACGUAGUGACCUCUACAAAUGGGCGGGUGGGUCUCACUUUUUUCUUGCCACUUUCUACUUCUGGGGUCCCGGAUCGAAAGCUCAGAGAUCACGAGUUGGUCUCCUCCGGUCCCUGCUUUACCAGCUCCUUUCUCAGCAACCAGAUCUUUGUCCUCUUGUUGCCCCCAGAAGACGAAUCUUGUUUGACCUUGCGGGAAUCGACGCAGUGUCGCCGGAUUGGCAGUGGACGGAGUUGCGUGAAUGCCUGCUGAGGUUUGCGUCCAACAUACAGCACAAGAUGCCCUUAGUUCUCUUCAUCGAUGGGCUCGAUGAGUAUGACGGAAACCAUGAAGAACUGGUUGCAUUUUUCAAGCAGCUACACCGGGAAUACAACCCAAAGCUUUGCAUCUCCAGUAGACCGUGGAAUGUCUUUUCGGACGAGUUCAGAUACAACCCUUCCUUGAGGAUGGAAGAUCUUACGAAACUCGACAUCGACAUUUAUAUUAAGGGACGUCUUGGAAGCAGUCAUGGGAUCCAGGAACUACGCCAAUUGGAGCCAGAGAGCAUCACUAGACUGAUGGAGGAAAUCAGAGAUCGGGCCGAAGGAGUGUUUUUAUGGGUUGUUCUCGUGGUCCAACAACUUCGCACCACAGCCCGGGACAGCCCUCGUCUUCCAGCAAUCUGGAAAGCUUUCAACGCUCUCCCUCGUGGCCUUGAAGAAUUAUAUGAAGCGAUACAGCGCACAAUCGGAGAGUCGAAGCAAGAAAUGGCGUCCAAAUUAUAUCAGCUCGUCAUGGAGUGGAAGCGGACGUGGAACGGUCAAAUACAGGCGACGUUGCUGUGGUGUGCCAUUGACUGUACGGAGCCACUGCAGCCCAUAUGGUUCCCUGGACCGUCUCGCGAAAAUUCAAUAAUACCACUCGUCAGCAGAUUCCUUGCCGGGCAUACGAAAGGCAUAUUGCAGGUUUCAGCAAAGUCCCGUCGUUCGAGAUCCCCGACUGUCGACUUCCUCCACCGGACCGCCUUCGAUUGGCUUCAAAUGGAAAGAAACUCGGUCAAAAUACGCUCUCAGGGACCACAUGGAUUUUACCCAAUCCUGACUCUGAUUGCUGUUUUGGUUGGCCAUCUUCAACGUCUUGGGCCGCCAAAUAUGGAGACCCCAACUUAUGCAGACUUUCGGAGGCAGUGCAUCUUCCGAAUUCUUAAAUUCGCCAGGGAGGUUGAGAACACAGCCGAGAAUAGAGCCAAACUGGUGACGAUCCUGGACCGUAUCGAGUCAAAAAGGCUUUUGCCUGUUGAUCUCGAGCCGAUGUUUCGUGAUACAUUCGUCUCCACCAGCAACCGAACAGUUCAUAAUGGCCUUGUAACUUUCGCUGCGGCCUGGGGUUGUCUUCCGUAUGUCCAGGCAAAGUGCGACGCUAGUCCCCAUAUUCUGCAGGUCAAGCGUCAGUCCAUAUUACCAUGGAUCUUUUCGAAGCCCCCCACGCCGAUAUCCCUGCUUGAAGCUUCAGUGCUUGGAGGGGUCAAUUUUGGAAAGCACAAGGAUGGCUGGUUCAACGAAGCAAGGGGUUUUACUCAACUGCAGACAUCACAGCGGCUGGAUACCAUUAGGUUCCUUCUUGACAACAAUGUCAAACCGGACAAUCAUUUGAAAAAAUCCAUGAAGAAACUGACCGAUGCGGCCAGCAUCGAAGGCGACUAUGAAGACAGAUACUGGACUCUCGUGGACAAGAUGUUUGAACACCGCUCCAGCAUUAUUGGUGUUGACGGGAUGAAACACAGACUCUUGUCGGGCAUUGAGGAGCCGCACCUUGGGGAUGAGUUUCCAGAGUUUGAAAUCAGACCGGACUCGUGGUGGGAUUCAGGAAUAUUUAGUGUCGAUAACUUGACUAGCUACCUGAGGAAGUUUUGCUGAAUACAUGAUAUCAGGCUACACAUUGCUCUCGAACUUGCAGCUGCAGAUUGUCCCCUUCAUAACAGAAUCGUCACAAUCGCCUGUGAAGGAGAAGUU
This is a messenger RNA of Aspergillus ruber CBS 135680, 2812 nucleotides long. RefSeq lists its product as uncharacterized. The transcript has 2 exons. The record is from RefSeq and is a predicted model, not a curated record. Lineage: Eukaryota; Fungi; Ascomycota; Eurotiomycetes; Eurotiales; Aspergillaceae. Bases 83 to 2716 code for a protein of 877 amino acids.